GCCUGUUGAACAGUGGUACAUUCCCAAUAGGCCAUCUUUCGGUGAAACUUGGUCGAUGCAGCUUCCUUUGCUAACAGAGAGUAGUAGAUGUUUCGUCCUCCAGCUAGCAGCUACCACCAUGGCGUCAACUGAGAUAGCAAGGCAAGCGGGUGAAGGUGCUCGUGCUGUCCCUCUGGCAGGCCAUGUCGGCUUUGAUAGCAUGCCUGACCAGUUGGUCAAUAAGUCUGUCAACCACGGAUUCUGCUUCAACAUCCUCUGUGUUGGUGAGACGGGUCUGGGGAAGUCCACCCUCAUGGACACGUUGUUCAACACUAAGUUUGAGGGCGAGCCCACUCAGCACAAUCAGCCAGGAGUCACGCUCAAGUCCAACACCUACGAGCUCCAGGAGAGUAACGUACGCCUCAAACUCACAGUCGUCAACACCGUGGGCUUCGGAGACCAGAUAAACAAAGAAGACAGCUACAAGUCUAUCGUGGAGUUCAUUGAUGCCCAGUUUGAAGCAUAUCUACAAGAGGAACUGAAAAUCAAGCGCACGCUACACAGCUACCACGACACACGCAUCCACGCGUGUCUUUAUUUUAUAGCACCCACAGGACACUCGCUCAAAUCCCUGGACUUGGUGACCAUGAAGAAACUUGAUAGCAAGGUCAAUAUUAUCCCAAUCGUUGCCAAGUCGGACGCCAUCUCCAAGAGCGAGCUGGCCAAGUUUAAAAUCAAAAUCACCAGUGAGCUGGUCAGCAACGGAGUGCAGAUCUACCAGUUCCCCACUGAUGACGAGUCUGUGGCAGAGAUCAACUCCACCAUGAACAGCCAUUUGCCAUUUGCCGUGGUGGGGAGCACGGAAGAAGUGAAGAUUGGGAACAAGAUGGUGAAGGCCCGGCAGUACCCCUGGGGGACGGUGCAGGUGGAAAAUGAGAAUCACUGUGACUUCGUCAAGCUGCGAGAAAUGCUGAUCAGAGUGAACAUGGAGGACCUGCGAGAGCAGACUCACACCCGUCAUUAUGAGCUCUAUCGCCGCUGCAAACUUGAAGAGAUGGGCUUCAAGGACACAGACCCUGACAGCAAGCCCUUUAGCCUUCAGGAGACGUAUGAAGCUAAGAGGAAUGAGUUCAUGGGUGAGCUCCAAAAGAAAGAAGAAGAAAUGAGGCAAAUGUUUGUCCAAAGAGUGAAAGAGAAGGAGGCAGAGCUCAAAGAAGCAGAGAAAGAGCUGCACGAGAAGUUUGACCGUCUGAAGAAGCUCCACCAGGACGAGAAAAAGAAACUGGAGGACAAGAAGAAGUCCCUGGACGACGAGCUCAACAUGUUCAAACAGAAAAAGACUGCUGCAGAGCUCUUGUACAAUCAAGCCCAGCAGGCAGGGGGCUCCACCACACUCAAGAGGGACAAAGAGAGGAAAAAUAAUCCCUGGCUCUGCACUGAGUAGGUCCUCAGCCCUCAAGCUUUGCUAAGGGACCGGCCUCUGUGGGUACUGAGUACCUCAAAUGUGACCAGAGGCUUUGUGGACCCCAUCCUUCAGGGUUUCUUAAUCAUUACCUGCUCUGCUAUCAUAUUGAUUAAUGUGUAUCUGUGUUUCGCUGCAGCUCUAACCUCACCCUCAGCCAUCUAAUUCUUGCUUUUGUUGCCUUUGCUUAUGUUUAUAUGUGCACUGUUUGAUUUGUUGCUGUGACUAACACCUUUUCCACAUGGGCACUUGUUUAUUUAUUGUCAUAUUUGGAUAAUUAUUAACACUUUUUCCUCAUUUUAAAUGGACCACAGACGAGAAGACAAUCCUAACUUAAAUUAAGUCACCGUUUAAAAAUCAUCAGUGGGCACGAUAUAAUCUCAUGAUUUUAUGCUUGAUGUUUUGUUUUGUCCCAACUAUGAUCCCAGGGAUUUUUUACCACCUAAUUUUGUAUUGUGAUAAUCAUACCUAAAUCUAUUUUCUACCUGAUAUUAGAUGCACUUCUAAAUCUCAAGCUUGACUCAUGUUUUUGUACAUUUUUCUGCUUUUCCACCGCUCUAACUACAGGCUUUCUCUCUCUUUGUCUCUUUAGCUUCUUUUAAUCUGUCUUGACCACCUGAAGAGGGGAUUGCAGAUUCAACAAGAACUAAGCACCCUUUACCUCUUCCCGUUUUUCCUCGCUGUAUCAACCCUUUUAUAUUCUCCCCAUCGCAUCUCCUUUUGUUGAAUAUGGCCUUAUGUGUACUGGCAUGGUAUUUCUGACCACCAAGUGAAUCUCUAAACCCACGCAGGUUGGGAACCGGGCACAGUUUAAAUCUGCUUUUAUGUCUUAAUGUAUAUAAGGAGACUCUUGUAGUUAAUAAAAGUCAUCAUUUUGGGUUCACACAUUUGCAGGACUCGUAGGCUAAAUCAUUAUUUGAUCUUUACUUGAAACAAAAUUGCAAUGACCUGCACUAUGCACUCAUCUUUUCAAUAGGAUUAUUGAUACAAAGUGCACGUUAAAGGGAUAGUUGGGAUGUUUUGAAGUGGGGUUCAGGUACUUAUCCCCAUACUACAGUAGAUAGCGGUCGGUACGGCCCCAGUUUAGGGAGUAGACGGGUACCAGCACCAGCCGAGUGAUAAUGAAUUACCCAGAUCAUCCGGUGAUAUUCAGCAGCUUUAGGCCCAUGAAGAAAGCACACUAGCGUUUUCCCUAAACCCCGCCUCCCAGACGCUCCGUCCCGGCCGGUCUCGGCUCAGUCACAUGAAUGGAGGAGGGAAAAUAACUUGAGAUUUGUCUAUAGCGCAUUUUACAACUUUCAGGACCUAAUUAAAUAAAUGUCUAUUCAAGUGUUUGUACUGGGAGGUCCCGACCGCCAUGACUAUGGAUAAGUGCCUCAUAUAACCCCACUUCAAAAAAUCCCCAAACUAUCCAUUUAAGAUUAAACGCUACUGAAACAUUGAGGCUUGCUGAUUUUAAAAACUCAUCGAGGACAGAAGCACUAAAUGCACUAUGUGUAAUGUGUUAUGAACAUAAUGAGUAGUCAUGUUGUUGUUUUUCUUAAAUAUAGUUCAGUUCAAAAAUGAAAAUCUCCUGCUUCCAGGUUUUCUGAACAUUUAAAUUUAAUUAAGAGUCAUACUCAUGCAAAAUCCAAAGCAAUAUUUCUACUUCGCACUUCAUUUGAUGGUGCCCAUGUUUACAUGUCACUGUUGAAUACCAUGGAGGUCACAUGUAAUGGCCUUUUAUUACACAUUGUGCUUUAAUAUUCACCGGCCUAUUCUAUAUUUUUUUGCAUGCAUCUUUUUAUUUCAUUACCGCUGUGAUCUUUGACUUUUGACUUGCUUGUUUUUAUCCCCUAUUAAUUCAGUUUUGCAGUCUAUUUCAACUACAUUGCUGUUUUCUUCAAAUGGUGCAUAUUAUUAAUGUAUAUUUGCUCUGUCCUAUGAUUUCAGCUCCCUUUUUUGCCAAAUAUUAGUAUAAGAUGGACUCGAACUGAAUCCCAGAUGGGAGUAUUAACAAGAUACUCAUGCAUUUGUAUAAUUUAUAAGGAUAUAUUUUGUGUAUUGAAGUGGAGACUUGUUGUUUAUUACCUAUGACCUUUGGACGUGACUCUCUGAGUGUAAAGUAACAUUUUGGUGUCAGAAAAUGCCAUACAUUUUUCUAGUAUCAGUCAUCACCUCUUGUAGUCAGAAACUCUCCCACACUACAAAUAAUUAAAUAUCUUACUUUAGUUUGAUUCCAUUGAUGUACAUUUUCAAUAAAAAAAUAUGAUCCAGACA
Messenger RNA from Cottoperca gobio, 3700 nucleotides. It is a transcript of the gene septin6, whose product is annotated as septin 6. Gene Ontology annotation, molecular function: GTP binding. The record is from RefSeq and is a predicted model, not a curated record. The transcript has 10 exons. Bases 56 to 1423 code for a protein of 455 amino acids. Lineage: Eukaryota; Metazoa; Chordata; Actinopteri; Perciformes; Bovichtidae.